AUGGGUCUGUUGAACCGAAAGAAGAAUAAGAAUAAGAACGCAGAGGAUGGAGAUCCAAACAGUGAAAAGGCUCAACGUGAGGAAGCCGAAAAGAAGCGAUACCAAGGGGAAGAAUACGAGGUUCUCCUCCGGUACGUGGAGGACCAAGCGGAAAAACAGAAGCGACGAGGAGCAAGUGGCGAUGAUGAUGAGGACGAUGACAAGGACGCAAAGUAUACUAGACCUUGGUAUGCGCCUUGGAAAAAGGUCAAAGUGAAUGGCAAGGCCAAAAGGGUCCCACCUGAAUGGCUCGAGACGGACAGACGAAAAGGUCUCAGCUCCGGUGAUAUCGAGCCCAGACGGAAUGAAUUCGGGUACAAUGAGCUUGAGAGUCCCAACGAGAACCAGCUGCUCAAGUUCCUCGGGUACUUCCGUGGUCCUAUUCUAUACGUCAUGGAAGUGGCUGUUUUGCUCGCCGGUGGUCUUCAAGACUGGAUUGAUUUCGGUGUCAUCAUUGGUAUCCUGAUGAUGAACGCUUUUGUCGGAUGGUACCAGGAAAAGCAAGCCGGAGAUAUCGUCGCUCAACUCAAAGCUGGAAUCGCUCUUCGAUGCACUGUCAUUCGAGAUGGUAAAGAACAAGAAAUUGAAGCUAGAGAACUCGUACCGGGAGAUAUUGUCAUUCUCGAGGAGGGAUCUACUAUCGCCGCAGAUGCCAAGAUCAUCGGUGACUAUGAGGACAAGGAUGGAUCCAAAGCCAAAGCCCUUCAGGAAAAGAUUGACAAGAAGAAACGAGCAAAGAAGUCUGGUCAAGCCCAAGCUGAAGAUUCCGACGAUGAUGAUGACGACGACGACGCCAAGGGACCAUCUCUCUGUUCAGUCGACCAAUCGGCCAUCACGGGUGAAUCGCUUGCGGUCGACAAGUUUCUCGGAGAUACUGCUUUCUACACCUGUGGUGUCAAGCGUGGAAAGUGCUUUGCAGUCGUUACUGUAUCUGCCAAAGACUCCUUUGUCGGUCGAACUGCCGCUUUGGUUUCCGGAGCCAACGACAAGGGACAUUUCCAAAUCGUCCUUGGAAACAUUGGUACCGCACUCUUGGUCCUGGUCAUCUUCUUCAUCUUUGUCGUCUGGAUCGGCAGUUUCUUCCGACACGUCGGUAUUGCGAACCCCAAGCAGAACAACUUGUUGGUCUACGCCCUCAUUUUCCUCAUCAUCGGUGUUCCUGUCGGUCUUCCUGUCGUCACGACCACGACCCUUGCCGUUGGUGCCGCCUACCUCGCCAGACGGAAAGCCAUCGUUCAAAAGCUCACGGCUAUCGAAUCAUUGGCCGGUGUCGAUAUCCUAUGUUCAGACAAGACUGGAACUUUGACCGCUAACAAGCUUUCGCUCAACGACCCAUUCAUCACUCAUGGUGUGGAUCCCAAUUGGUUCAUGACCGUUGCCGUGCUGGCUUCGUCUCACAGUGUCAAGCAACUUGACCCCAUCGACAAAGUCACCAUUGUUGGACUGAAGGACUACCCCAAAGCUCAGGAAAUGCUCAAGGGAGGAUGGAAGACUCAUAAGUUCACUCCCUUUGAUCCCGUCUCCAAGCGAAUCACGGCCGAAGUCGAAAAGGAUGGCAGAAGAUACACUUGCGCCAAAGGAGCUCCCAAUUCUAUCCUCAAGCUCAGGAAAUUCGACCCAGAGGAUGUCGCUGCGUACCGUGCGCAAGCUCAAUCUUUCGCCACUCGUGGAUUCAGAUCUCUCGGUGUAGCUUGCAAGGAAGAUGGAAAGGAAUGGCAAUUGCUCGGUAUGCUGUGCAUGUUUGAUCCUCCUCGUUCAGACACGGCAAAGACCAUUCGCGAGGCCCAUGAUCUCGGUAUUCAAGUGAAGAUGCUCACUGGAGACGCCGUCGCCAUUGCAAAGGAAACUUGCAAACAGCUUGGACUCAACACCAACGUUUACGACUCUGAAAAGCUAAUCGGUGGUGGCAUGGCCGGAUCAGACAUUCGAGAUUUCGUCGAGGCUGCCGAUGGAUUCGCUGAGGUUUUCCCUGAACACAAGUACCAAGUCGUCGCUUUACUCCAGGAAAGAGGUCACUUGACGGCCAUGACGGGAGACGGAGUCAACGAUGCUCCUUCGCUCAAGAAGGCCGAUUGUGGUAUUGCCGUCGAGGGUGCUUCGGACGCCGCUAGAACCGCUGCCGAUGUCGUAUUCUUGGACGAAGGUCUCAGCACGAUGAUCACUGCUAUCAAGGUCGCUAGGCAAAUCUUCCACCGAAUGAAAGCCUACAUCAUCUAUCGUAUCGCUCUCUGUGUCCAUCUUCAAGUCUACCUCAUGCUUUCCAUCUUGAUCAUGAACGAGACCAUCCGAGUGGACCUCGUCGUAUUCUUGGCCAUCUUUGCCGAUGUCGCUACCAUUGCCAUUGCCUAUGACCGAGCCCCCUACGCCAGACAACCUGUCGAGUGGCAAUUGCCCAAAGUCUGGUUUAUCUCCACUGUCUUGGGUCUCCUGCUCGCGGGUGGAACGUGGAUCAUCCGAGGUACCUUGUUCCUCAACGACGGCGGUAUCAUUCAAAACUUUGGAAGUGUUCAAGAGAUCCUCUUCCUCGAAGUCGCCCUGACGGAAUCAUGGGUUAUCUUCGUCACUCGAUUGGCUCAAGAAAAGGGAACGCCCAACGUUUGGCCCUCGAUCCAGCUUAUCCUCGCCGUCUUUGGAGUCGAUGUCCUCGCCACUCUCUUUGCCCUGUUUGGAUGGAUUUCUGGUCCUGCUCCUCACAGCGGUUGGAUCAACAUUGUGACUGUCGUCAAGAUUUGGAUCUACUGUUUCGGAGUGACUGUCAUUGUGCUUCUGGUCUACCUCAUGCUCAAUCAGAUCUCAUGGCUUGACAAUAUCGGCCGAAAGACUCGAUCCAAGAAGAAUGAAAAGCUUGAAAACUUUUUGACCGACUUGCAACGAUUGACCAUUGUUCACGAGACGGACCACGGUGGAUCUUACUACCGAUUCGCCAGUGGAGCAGCUACGCCAAAGGAUAAAGCGGCAGGUGGAGAAAAGGACAAGAAAGAUACCACCAGUACCAACAAGGCGACGAAAUCAGAGGACGAGAAGAAGAAGAGUGUAAAGAUUGGAGAGCAAAAAGAGGGAACACAAGGUCAUCCACCUGCUACGGCUCAAGGACCCACGAGGAGUGGACCCGCAAAGGAUGAAGAUGAUGAAGCGAGUUCGAGUGAGGGUAGAAAAAUCGAAGGAGAGUAG
Messenger RNA from Kockovaella imperatae, 3210 nucleotides. RefSeq lists its product as hypothetical. The coding region runs from base 1 to 3210 and encodes 1069 amino acids. Gene Ontology annotation, molecular function: ATP binding; P-type proton-exporting transporter activity; ATP hydrolysis activity. The record is from RefSeq and is a predicted model, not a curated record. The transcript is spliced from 20 exons. Gene Ontology annotation, cellular component: plasma membrane. NCBI's taxonomy places the organism in Eukaryota, Fungi, Basidiomycota, Tremellomycetes, Tremellales, Cuniculitremaceae. Gene Ontology annotation, biological process: proton export across plasma membrane; regulation of intracellular pH.